Blepharisma stoltei is the source of this 608-nucleotide messenger RNA. NCBI's taxonomy places the organism in Eukaryota, Ciliophora, Heterotrichea, Heterotrichida, Blepharismidae. The record is from the annotation of a GenBank genome assembly.
AUGGGAAACACCUAUAGAAAACUAAAAUCCGCGAUCGCCGAUCUUAACAAAUUUACCACUUCCAAUGAGUUUUACAAAUUUGCAGGCAUGAGGCUUGAGUUUCACAUCCAAAGAGGGCCUCCAUUUCGAUUUUUGUCUCAUAGACCUCGUAGUAGAUUAAUUCAAGUCUAUAGACUAGAAGAUCAAAGGCAAAAAAUUGGCUCAAUUUUACUAUACUUUUUACCUUAAAUUUCCCAAUUAGCCUUAAAAAAUCUUAAUGACGCCAUAUAUAAUACAAAAACCCUAUAGAAAAUUUAGCAAUUGUAUAUGAUAAUCUUAUGUAUGUAAAAACAAUGUCAACUAUGAGAAUCCAAAGCCGAACUCCUGACCGAGAUACUGAAUGCUCAAUUUGCCUUGAAAGGUACGCGAACACUGUUUUGACCUGUGGUCACGCAUUUUGUGACAUUGAUAUUAUUGAUUGACAAGAAAGAAGCCAAAGCUGUCCUAUAUGCAGGAAAUCGUUAAAUGUACAAGAAGCUUAUAUUGAUAUGGAAGAAAAUCCAGAAGAAAUUGUAAAGGGGAUUGAAAAUGGCUUACAAGUAGCGUUUUCGUAUAUAGUAAGCAGCUAA